CCAGUAUGUGCCUCAUCUCUACGUCAUCAUGCUUGGCAUCCCCUGAUGUAUAAUCUAUCUAUCUUCCGCCCUAGAGUUGUUCGGCUCCCCUCUAAGUACAGCAGUCAAUUGAGCCAGGUUUAGUCGACCCCGAGGAGAGCAGAACAAUGUCAGACAUUGUCCACCUCCCCGAUCGUCUAUUAGAGGAGAUCAAGAUAAAACUGCAAUACGCUCGGCUGGAUGAGGGCAUGGCCGAGGUGGAGUGGAAUGACCUUGAGAUAGGACAUGCCAAUUUCAAAAGACUGGUGGAAUACUGGCGCGAUGAGUACGACUGGCGCAAGUUCGAGGCCUAUGUCAACAACUCCUUUCACCACUUUCAGACUCCUCUCCCGGUAACUGGGCCUGGGUCCUUUCUGGAAGCCUGCAAAAUUAUUCCAUUGUUGACCGAGCCGAAGGAAGACCAGCAGGCAUUUCAUGUGGUGGCGCCGUCGCUGCCCGGGUACGGUUUCAGCUCUUACACGAAGAAGAGCGGUUUCGGUCUCGAGCAACACGCAGAAUGUCUAGCCCGCUUGAUGAACAAACUUGGAUACCACCAAUAUGUGUGCCAGGGGGGUGAUUGGGGCUCAUCGAUUGUGCGCUACAUGGCGCUGAACCACUCCGACGCAGUGCGGGCCAUCCACAUCAAUAUGUUGCUGGCCUUGCCCCCGGAUGAGCACAAGUCGCCGGAAAAGUAUGCCAGAUACCGCCGAAAUGAGUAUAGCGAGCAAGAAAUCCGCAACCUGGAGCGGACGCAUUGGUUUGCGACCGAAGAGAGAGGCUAUCAACGCAUCCAAGAGACCAAGCCAGUCACACUGGGAUAUGCCUUGCAUGAUUCGCCGGUGGCUAUUUUGGCCUGGUUUGUCGGCAAGCUGAACGCAUGGACGGAUGAGUAUCCUUGGACACCCGACGAGCUCAUCCACUGGGCACUCAUUCACUAUCAAGGGAGUCCCAGUGCGGCCAUGCAAAUAUAUAAAGAGGCGUCUGCUGUGUUGAAUGCGAGCCCGGAUAGUAUGCUCGGCCAAUACAUUUGUCAGCCUGUUGGCGCCUCUGUCUUUCCCAAGGAGCUGUGGAUCGCACCACGAGACUGGGUGGAGGAAGCGUGCAACGUCCAAUUCUGGAGACAUCACAGACGUGGUGGUCAUUUUGCUGCCUGGGAAUGUCCCCAGGCGCUGGUGGACGACGUAGCGGAAUUCUACCGAGAGGACGGACCGGUAUUCGGUGGUACAAAGUCGCCCAUCACUUAGAUUGCAAUA
Molecule: messenger RNA, 1271 nt
Organism: Aspergillus aculeatinus CBS 121060
Lineage: Eukaryota; Fungi; Ascomycota; Eurotiomycetes; Eurotiales; Aspergillaceae
Product: epoxide hydrolase
Exons: 6
Coding region: 147-1262 (371 amino acids)
Biological process (GO): epoxide metabolic process
Molecular function (GO): epoxide hydrolase activity
Source: RefSeq, a predicted model, not a curated record